UCAGAAAAAUGUUGUUCAUGUAGACGUUUUGUGCCAUCAACAGCUGGAUAUUGCAGAUGACAAAUAUUAUGAGUGUGGGGUAUCUGAUGUAAAGAUGGAUUGAAUUGGAGAGAAUUCUGUUGGAUUAUUUAUAUGGUAACAAUGGCAGAAAGUCUCAGUAUAAGCGAGGAGCAGGUAGCUGAACUAAAACAAGCGUUUAAUGAGUUUGAUGUUGAUGGUGGUGGAACUAUAAACACGAGAGAGCUGGGUUAUGCUAUGAGAGCAAUGGGGAUGAACCCAACAGAAGCAGAAUUACUUGAUCUCAUUAAAAAUCUUUAGUAUGAUACUGAUGGUUCUGGACAGAUAGAGUUUCCUGAAUUCUGUAAUAUGAUGUCCCACAAGAUGGGAACUGUAAAUGACGAGGAUAUGAUCAGAAUGGCAUUCCGUGUACUGGAUCGAGAUGGUAGUGGUACAAUUAAAUCUACUGCUUUUAAACAUCUCAUGACGCAUAUAGGGGACAAAUUGUCGGAGGAGGAGGUGGACAUGUUGAUUCAGGAGGCAGACAAGGACGGAGACGGAGUCCUAAACUACGAGGAGUUUGUUCGUAUGCUCACAUCUGACUGACCCCCCCCCCCUUCACCCCUGGUUCAAUUCUUCAAACAAUGCAAAAUAUUCCAAAC
Eurytemora carolleeae is the source of this 659-nucleotide messenger RNA. Its product is annotated as calmodulin-A-like. Gene Ontology annotation, molecular function: calcium ion binding. Lineage: Eukaryota; Metazoa; Arthropoda; Copepoda; Calanoida; Temoridae. The record is from RefSeq and is a predicted model, not a curated record.